AUGGCCCACCUCUUCACAGUGGGAAAGCCUUGCUCGCUCCAUGCUGGUCUGUUUGCCCUGAGCCCCAAGCUCUGGGAGAUUGAGGACAUAGGACUGUCCCCAGAGGCAGGUACAGCCCAACGUGAGUCACUACUGCGCUAUCACAGGUCUUGCCUCUACUCAGCGAACGGGUGCGGGGCUGGGCCAGGGCCGCCGGGGGAGCGAGUGGGGCGGGGCCGCGGCGCCCGCUCCCUCCCCGCCGCCCGCCGCCUUCUCCGCCUCCCGCCGCUCGGGCUCAGAGCGGCGGCAGCAGCGGCCGCGGCGACAGCUCCGGCUCCCGCUCCCGAUCGGCCCUGCGCUCCCGGGCCCCGCGCCCCGACCCCGCCGCCGCGCCUGCCGGGGGCCUCGGGCGCCCCCGCCGCCCGCCUCACGCUGAAGUUCCUGGCCGUGCUGCUGGCCGCGGGCAUGCUGGCGUUCCUCGGUGCCGUCAUCUGCAUCAUCGCCAGCGUGCCCCUGGCGGCCAGCCCCGCACGGGCGCUGCCCGGCGGCACCGACAACGCCUCGGCCGCCGCGGGCGCCGCCGCGUCCCCGGGCCCGCAGCGCAGCCUGAGCGCGCUGCACGGCGCGAGCGCCUCGGCCGGGCCCUCGGCGCUGCCCGGGGCGCCGGCGGCCAGCGCCUACCCGCUGCCACCCGGGCCGCUCUUCAGCCGCUUCCUGUGCACGCCGCUGGCGGCCGCCUGCCCGUCGGGGACCGAGCAAGGGGACGCGGCGGGCGCGGCGCCGGGCGAGCGCGAAGAGCUGCUGCUGCUGCAGAGCACGGCGGAACAGCUGCGCCAGACGGCGCUGCAGCAGGAGGCGCGCAUCCGCGCGGACCAGGACACCAUCCGCGAGCUCACCGGCAAGCUGGGCCGCUGCGAGAGCGGCCUGCCGCGCGGCCUCCAGGACGCCGGGCCCCGCCGCGACACCAUGGCCGAUGGGGCCUGGGACUCGCCCGCGCUCAUCCUGGAGCUGGAGGACGCCGUGCGCGCCCUCCGGGACCGCAUAGACCGCAUCGAGCAGGAGCUCCCAGCCCACGUGAACCUCUCGGCCGCCCCGGCCCCCGCCCCCGUGGUGCCCACCGCCCUGAACUCCAAGAUGGACGAGCUGGAGGGGCAGCUGCUGGCCAAGGUGCUGGCGCUGGAGAAGGAACGCGUGGCCCUCAGUCACAGCAGCCACCGGCAGCGGCAGGAGGUGGAGAAGGAGCUGGACGCCCUGCAGGACCGCGUGGCUGAGCUGGAGCACGGGUCCUCGGCCUACAGCCCCCCGGACGCCUUCAAGAUCAGCAUCCCCAUCCGCAACAACUACAUGUACGGGCGGGUGCGCAAGGCGCUGCCCGAGCUCUACGCGUUCACCGCCUGCAUGUGGCUGCGGUCCAAGUCGGGCGGCACCGGCCAGGGCACCCCCUUCUCCUACUCGGUGCCUGGGCAGGCCAAUGAGAUCGUGCUGCUGGAGGCUGGCCACGAGCCCAUGGAGCUGCUGAUCAACGACAAGGUAGCCCAGCUGCCUCUGAGCCUGAAGGACAACAGCUGGCACCACAUCUGCAUCGCCUGGACCACAAGGGAUGGCCUGUGGUCUGCCUACCAGGAUGGGGAGCUGCGAGGCUCUGGGGAGAACCUGGCGGCCUGGCACCCCAUCAAGCCCCAUGGGAUCCUCAUCCUGGGCCAGGAGCAGGACACCCUCGGGGGCCGAUUUGAUGCCACCCAGGCCUUCGUUGGGGACAUCACCCAGUUUAACCUGUGGGACCAUGCCCUGACACCUGCCCAGGUCCUGGGCAUUGCCAACUGUACUGGGCCACUGCUGGGCAACGUCCUCCCCUGGGAGGACAAGCUGGUUGAGGCCUUCGGGGGUGCAACGAAGUCCUCCUUCGACGUGUGCAAGGGGCGAGCCAAGGCAUAA
Marmota flaviventris (yellow-bellied marmot) is the source of this 1914-nucleotide messenger RNA. It is a transcript of the gene Nptxr, whose product is annotated as neuronal pentraxin receptor. Lineage: Eukaryota; Metazoa; Chordata; Mammalia; Rodentia; Sciuridae. The record is from RefSeq and is a predicted model, not a curated record.